Messenger RNA from Rasamsonia emersonii CBS 393.64, 930 nucleotides. RefSeq lists its product as uncharacterized. The coding region runs from base 1 to 930 and encodes 309 amino acids. Gene Ontology annotation, biological process: peptidyl-proline hydroxylation to 4-hydroxy-L-proline. Lineage: Eukaryota; Fungi; Ascomycota; Eurotiomycetes; Eurotiales; Trichocomaceae. The record is from RefSeq and is a predicted model, not a curated record. Gene Ontology annotation, cellular component: endoplasmic reticulum. The transcript is spliced from 2 exons. Gene Ontology annotation, molecular function: procollagen-proline 4-dioxygenase activity; iron ion binding; L-ascorbic acid binding.
AUGCCGGCCCUUCCGGGAGCAUCCUCGAUCUUCACAUGGAUCUUGUACCUCGUGCCGCUGUACAUCUUUGUUCUCUCCCCGCUAUUGCGCACGAUCUUCCCAUCCGAGCGUGCAGAUGGCUUGCUGGGCGAUGACGACGACUACGAUGACGGCCAGCUCGUGCCGGCGCUGAACACUACCGACGACAGCUUCAUCAGCCCCGAAGACGAUACGCCGCUCAAUUGCCCUGCGGACGAGUACCGCGUGCAUAUCUUCUCCCGCACUCCGCUGGUGAUUUAUAUUGAGAAUUUCUUGAGUGAUCAGGAGGCGGAUCAUCUAGUUGCUGUCAGUGAAGGGAAAUAUGUCCCCUCGAUCGUCUACGAUGGUGUCUCCGAGCGCGUCGACCCUUCCACACGGCUCUCCGACCGUGCUUUGCUCGAGCGUGACCAUGUCGUGCGUUGUCUAGAGGAGCGAGCGCGAUCCUUCCAGGGCUGGCGGCCCAACCUGUACAUUGAGCGCAUGUGGGCUCAGCGAUACAACGUCUCGGGCCACUACCGGCAUCACUACGACUGGACGGGCUCGUCGCGACACGCAGACCGCGUGAGCACGUUCAUGGUGUAUCUCAACGCGGACUGCACGGGAGGCGGCACGAAUUUCCCGCGACUGCCCAAGCCCAAGGCCCCGAAGUGGUGUCGGUUUAUCGAGUGCGAUGGCGAAGACGAACACAGUCAGCACGGAGGACGAACGGACAGGAAACAACCCAAGCCGGAGGGUGUCACCUUUAAGCCCAUCAAGGGGAAUGCCAUCUUCUGGGAGAAUUUGCGCCCUGACGGGACCGGGUACCCGGAGACGUGGCACGCGGCCUUGCCAGUGGAGUCUGGGACAAAGGUUGGCCUGAACAUCUGGAGCUGGUAUCAACCGCCGGUUCGCAGGAAGAAAGGACGUGAUUGA